This is a messenger RNA of Prorocentrum cordatum, 1053 nucleotides long. NCBI's taxonomy places the organism in Eukaryota, Dinophyceae, Prorocentrales, Prorocentraceae. The record is from the annotation of a GenBank genome assembly.
GGGAGUCUUGGCCUCGGCGUCCUGGUGGCUUUGCUCGCCGCGGCGGCGGUGACCUGCUGCGGGACGUGGGGCCUGCUGGCCGCCGCCGCGCGCGCGGCGCGCUCCGGGCGCGCCUGGGCGGCGCAGGCGGCGCGCUGGGUGGCCGGGGCGGCCGCGCUGGUCGUGGCGUCGUGCCCGCUGGCUCUGGCGGAGGGGCUCCUCCUGGCCGAGGCCGCUCGCACCACUGAGCAAGAUUCAGGGCUCGCCUUGUCCUGGGGCCUAGCCGUCAACGACGGUUCGAACUGCCUGCAGGCCUGCGAGCGCAUCAACUGCUACAGCGCCCAGGAGCUGCAGGUGUGCUACGAGGAGUUUCUGGUCUACCUCGACGACGCUCAGGUCAAGUGGGUUCGAUUCGGAUACCUUCGGCGGCUUGCUGAGUCUGGAUCCAUCAUGGCGCGCUGCCAGGAUGUGCCCGCUGAUGAGGCCGUCAUCGGCCGCUCGGGGUUUCCGGGCGACAGGGGUGAUCCCAAGCACAGGUUCGUCCUGUCGCACCCUUGGCUGUCGAAGAAAAAUCCGGAUCCUAGCGGAGCGAAGCUGCAGAUGUUGGUGCGACAGUUGGACCUGCUGGGCGCAUCCGACGAUGACGACGCCUUCGUUUUCAUUGAUUUCAUGGGCCUUCCGCAGCACGACACAUCGGACCCAGAUUUCGAGAAUCUGGAGCAGGCAGACAAUUGGCCCAAGCCUGGUGAGCACCGCGCAGUUCGCACAGAGGCGGAGGAGGCGCUUUUCACGAAGGCCUUGAGCUCGAUGGAACUCAUUUACAGCAUGAGCAACACUCCCGUCAUCAUGUUUCCCAUGGACGGCGAGGUCGCUGCUGGCUCGGAGUACCCCUCGCGAGGGUGGUGCUUCUUCGAGUUCUGUCUCGCGCUCAGCUUCGGCAACAUAGCGAACGCUGCAAUACAUCCGCCCGUGGGCCAGAUGUGCAGGAAGGGUGCCAGUCUGCGAGUAGACACAGUCGAGUGCUUCCGGAAAGGCUUCAGGACAACCCGCUUCGCCAGCAAGGACGACGCGGCA